AUGAGGUGCGGUAUCUUUGAGUUACCCAAACUUGUAUUUGGGGUGUGCUACGCACCGAUUGCUACGUGUCGUAGAGGUCUUCAAGGAAAAGCUCAAGUCACCACAUGUGUGGUCGGUGACGCGGUGCCAGUGACAGCGUUAGAAGAUGAAGCCCCGGGGGGCGAGCGUCAUGCACGCCUUUACUGCGCUCACCAUGCUCACCAUGGCCAACGCCCAAACAACAUGUAA
Arctia plantaginis is the source of this 228-nucleotide messenger RNA. The record is from the annotation of a GenBank genome assembly. NCBI's taxonomy places the organism in Eukaryota, Metazoa, Arthropoda, Insecta, Lepidoptera, Erebidae.